Penicilliopsis zonata CBS 506.65 is the source of this 3142-nucleotide messenger RNA. RefSeq lists its product as hypothetical. The record is from RefSeq and is a predicted model, not a curated record. The transcript has a single exon. The coding region runs from base 397 to 2895 and encodes 832 amino acids. Lineage: Eukaryota; Fungi; Ascomycota; Eurotiomycetes; Eurotiales; Aspergillaceae.
CCCCCCCCCCCCCCCCCCCCCUCUCCCCCAGCCGCUCAAUCUAGGGAGCGCAACGUUGCGAUGGCCUGACAGGUGGCCUAGGGUGUGACUCUAUCUCAGACUUUAUGAAUUCUUUUUUCUCUCUCUCCUUCUUCUCCUCUACCAUGUCCUUCUCACCCACCUCCCUUUGUCUCUGCUCUACCACCAGCCCCCUUUGCUCUACAACCCCGGUGUCUCUGUUCCUCUGUUGGUCCUCUAGCUAUUCUAGCUGAUCCGAAAUAACCGAUCUCGUCUUCUUGCUCGAUAUUUUCUCGUCGGUCGCGUGCUAUGGACUCGUCCGAGUCGUCUCGCGCGAUCGGGCUCGCGUUGGGACAGAACCGUGUCGGGAUGGCUGACACGGCCGUUGGGGCCGCCGGGAUGGCAAACACGUCCAACUCGGCAGGUUCAGGAUCGGAUGCCAUGCUGGAAACAGUGGUCAACCAGUUGUCGAUGUUUGAAACGGUCUUCCUCACCCAUGCCCCGCUGUUCGAGUCGCUGCUCCUCCAGAUCCCGACCGAAUCGAUCCUGAGCCUGUAUCACACCUCGUCCACCCUGCGGAACUUCAUCCGGUCGUCUCCUACCGCAUGGCGGUCAUUGUCCUUUCGUCUCGCCUAUCCGUCGGGCACCCAGCCUCGUAUCGUGCUGCCGGGGGUGAACGAUGGGUUUACCGCACGCCAGUCUCGUCCCUAUGCCCUGGACCAGUUGUUAAUGCACGUCGCCGUCCCGUUUAGUCCGUGUCUGAAGAGCCUCGAGCUGGACAACACUGCGGUUUCGGGACAGAUCCUCGUCUCCACCGUGCUUCAUGCCCGCCGGGAGACCCUCGAGCAUCUCUCCGUCCGCGGGUGCAAGAAUGUCUCGCUCAAGUACCAUAUCAUCCCGUAUCUGACCAUGUUCGGUCUGCAGCAAGACGUCCAGAUGGAGGCGACCAAGAAGACCAAGCACCGGACCCCGCCCCAAAAACAGCAUCUCGCUCUCAAGAGCCUCUAUGCUUACCGGUGUCGCCACCAUCGUCGCCGGCCCUACCUCACCUCUUCCUUGCACCGUAAGGAUUCCGACUCAGAGCCUACCCACGAGCUGGUCACGCUGUGCCACAAGCUCGGCAUCUGGACCGAUACCGCUUGGUGCACCACUCCUGCCGGCCGCUGUUUCCGCCGCCGUGGCUACGUCGCCAUGCGUACCCCGCAGGGCUCGCCGGAGGUCUGGGUCGUUUACGAUCGCCUGUGGCGGUCCAAGAACUGGAUUGGGCCGACAGAUCACACCGGGCGUGGUGGUUCAUCCUCUUCGACUUCUUCGUCUGCAACAUCUACUACCCCUCCCGACGGUCGUUUCUGGGAGUGCCAGGAGACCGGCUGUGGCGGCGAACCACUGGGUAUCGGCGAGGGCUAUGACCACGGCGAAGGCAAAAUGGUCCCCACCCAUCUACGGCUCAGCCAUCGGCGUUUUCUCGAGAAUAUCCGCUGUGACGUCUGUGCCGAUGUGAUCCCCGAGCGCUGCGAGCAAUGCAGCAUCCUCAUGCACUGCUCCGGAUGCCGCAAAACUCUCUGUGGUAGCUGCGCCUACGACCGCACCUGGCUGCGUCCCAGCCCAUCCUCGAACAUCAAGCUCGAAAGUUUCUGGUGGGCCCCCGGUGCAAACAUCAACCCGUGCCUCAUGCAGGACCCUGCCCGUAUUAUGCUCGAGCUGAACCCCUACACUCCAAUCCCGAACAGUCCGUACCCAAGCCUCAAGUUCCAUUGGUGCUGCACCGAGCCCAUCUUCUCCGGUGGUGGUGGGAUCAGCAUCGGCACGGCCAACCGCGAUGUCGAUCAGAUCCGCGCCGUGCCUCUACCCCGCGGCCAGGGAUGGGAGGAGUUGGACUCCAGCACUGCUGUGAGCCACUGGACCCCGGAGCCCGAUUUCUCGCUCGCCACCGGCCACGCAGCCAUCAUGCGCUGGCUGCUGACUCCGCCCGCCCGCCGUACGUCUUCGUGCCCGCGCAACUUGUGCACCGACUGUUAUGAAAACCCGCAGUGGAAACUAUUCUGUAAGCAUUGCACCCGCCCGCUGUGCAUCGAGCACGAUCUGCGCGGCCUGCGGCUCCGUAUCUGCGGCUACAAAGACCUCGCUCUUGAGAAGAUCGCCAUCGAGUCUCGCACAGGGAACAUCGUCGCCGGUCGCGCUACGGGAACCAUCCUAGCCCCCUUCUCGGUGCCAUUCACCGGCCCUCGUCUGGUCGAUUCUGCCGCCAGUAGUUUCACCGAAGAACAUACUGAGACUGAUGGCGCGCCUGCCAUACCCACCCCACCUCCUGUUAUGGCUGUGCCUGUAGCUGCAGCAGCGGCGGCAGCGGCAGCGGCAGCGGCAGCGAAUGCGGCUACCGUUCCAGCCACGCCCGCUCAAAACACCACUCAUGACUCUACCUCCCCCGCACAGGACGAGAUGGAACACCGCUCUCGCAGCCAGUCAAUCACCUAUUCGAACCACUCGCGCGGCUCGUCCCCGUCCUCAGUGUACUUGGACUCGACGUUCGAAACCCCCCGCUGGCAAGGGUGCCAGUCGUUCUACUGCCCUCAGUACCGGGUGGUGGGCGACCAGCGUUCCCGUUGCGACUCGGUGCUGCGCGAGUGCACCACCUGCUCCGUUUACGUGUGCCAGGAGUGUGUCGCCGAGAACCCGCCGUGCACUUGCUCCUACUGCCAGGUCAACUACUUGUGUCCAAACUGCCGGCACGUCCGCCAGCGCGAUGGAAGCUGCCAGGGUACGUUGACCUCGGCCGAGACGCGCCAGCAACGCAAGUGGAAACGUGACAUGGCGGUUCUUGAGCGUCUGCUCGACCAGAAGCUUGCCAAUGAGAUCGCCGAGUUUGCUGGUGACUUCUUCGGAGGGUUAUCCCACUAAAAACUUCCCACCUCGCUACCCUCACCUAUUUCUCGUCUAUUUCUCUACCCUUUACCUCUAUUCCAUCCUCACCCUUGACUCUUCUUCAUCGACACCUUUUAAUGACUCAUUUUAGCUCUCUCUCGGUGGUUAUCUGCUAGUUCGGCGCCAACAUUGUUCGGGUAAAAAAAUACCUUGCGUUUGCAUUUAUCGGCCGGAGUUUUUCUUCUGUUUCUCUUUCUUUUUUUUCGUUGAUAUUGGCUGGUAC